Messenger RNA from Fulvia fulva, 624 nucleotides. RefSeq lists its product as uncharacterized. The record is from RefSeq and is a predicted model, not a curated record. Gene Ontology annotation, cellular component: trans-Golgi network; Golgi membrane. Gene Ontology annotation, biological process: protein localization to Golgi apparatus; Golgi to plasma membrane protein transport; Golgi to endosome transport. Bases 1 to 624 code for a protein of 207 amino acids. NCBI's taxonomy places the organism in Eukaryota, Fungi, Ascomycota, Dothideomycetes, Mycosphaerellales, Mycosphaerellaceae. The transcript has 2 exons.
AUGCCUCGUCGACGACGUCCACCGCGUCCAGGCGCGCUGGCAGACCUGGCUCCUUUGCGCAUCCUCACCCAGAUCCUCCUGCUCCAGCUGUCCUACUACAUGGGCGCGAUUGUGUUGAUCAUCUUCACGACCUUUGUCGCGGGCAAGCAUCCUGAGCCGGCCAUGUUCUUUGACUGGAAGAGAGUAAGAGGAGACGUGACUACUGGCUGGACACUCGCCCUCUGCUGGAUGCUGGACUCGGUCAUCACUGUGAUACCCAUCUUACUCCUGAUCGCACGCAGCAAGCUCGUACCCGACUUCGCUCUCACGAUCCACUUUGUCCAUCUCAUCGUUACAUCCCUUUACACGAAAGCGAUACCUACGAACAUUACCUGGUGGCUGCUACAGGUCGCGUCUGUCGCAUUGAUGAUCUCACUUGGAGUAUGGGCUUGUCAGUGGCGCGAGCUGAGGCCCAUGUCCUUUGGUGGUAAAGCAAAGCAACAAUCGGACCCUGCUACGUUGGAGAACGGAGGGGCAACGGCACCGGACAACGGAGAAGGCUUCAGUAUGGGCAGCGGAGGACGAGGCAGGGACGGAGCGGGCACAUACGAGAUGGUCGGCAUGGCACCAAAAGAGCCCUCUUGA